Molecule: messenger RNA, 2171 nt
Organism: Ananas comosus (pineapple)
Lineage: Eukaryota; Viridiplantae; Streptophyta; Magnoliopsida; Poales; Bromeliaceae
Product: pyruvate kinase 1, cytosolic
Exons: 16
Coding region: 176-1759 (527 amino acids)
Biological process (GO): glycolytic process
Cellular component (GO): cytoplasm
Molecular function (GO): pyruvate kinase activity; potassium ion binding; magnesium ion binding
Source: RefSeq, a predicted model, not a curated record
AACCUCGGGCUGCAGCUGUUUGCCUCUUGAUCUGUGGUCGUGUUGGGACUUGGGAGUCGACCGAGAGAGUUUUUCUUCUCCUUUCUCCUCCUCCGUCUGCCUUCGCUGCGCGGCUCUCCGUCUCCUCCUCUUCCUCGAGUUCCUUCAGAUCGACGGCCUCUGCGCAAAGGAAAAGAUGCAUUCCACGCAUCUCCUGCUCGAAGAACCCAUCAGGAUGGCUUCCAUCCUCGAGCCUUCCAAGCCCAGCUUCUUCCCGGCGAUGACCAAGAUCGUGGGUACCCUUGGUCCCAAAUCACGCUCGGUCGAGGUGAUCUCCUCCUGCCUCAAGGCCGGAAUGUCCGUGGCUCGCUUUGACUUCUCAUGGGGGAACAUCGACUACCACCAGGAAACUUUGGAAAAUCUAAAGCUUGCUAUCAAGACCACCAAAAAGCUGUGUGCUGUAAUGUUGGAUACCGUGGGUCCAGAAUUGCAAGUUGUAAAUAAAAGCGAAAGUGCAAUUUCCCUCGAGGCGGAUGCAUUUGUUGUUUUGACACCUGAUCAAGGACAAGAAGCAUCAUCUAAGUUGCUCCCCAUUAAUUUUAGCGGGCUGUCCAAGGCAGUGAAGCCCGGAGACACUAUAUUCAUGGGGCAAUACUUGUUCACUGGCUGUGAAACUACUUCAGUUUGGUUGGAGGUAGCUGAACUGAAAGAGGAUGAUGUGGUUUGCAUAAUCAAGAACUUUGCUACUCUGGCUGGAUCCCUAUUCACACUGCACAUUUCCCAAAUACACAUUAACUUGCCAACACUUUCUGAUUCUGACAAAGAUGUUAUCAGCAAAUGGGGUGUUCGAAAUAAGAUUGACUUCCUUUCAUUGUCUUACACCAGGCAUGCAGAAGAUGUUCGGCAUGCACGAGAAUUCCUCUCAAAGUUGGGUGAUCUUCAGCAAACUCAGAUAUUUGCCAAAAUUGAAAACGUAGAGGGCUUAACGCAUUUUGACGAGAUCUUGCAGGAAGCGGAUGGCAUUAUUCUCUCACGAGGCAAUCUGGGAAUUGAUCUCCCACCUGAGAAGGUGUUUCUAUUUCAAAAGGCUGCUGUCUAUAAGUGUAACAUGGCUGGAAAGCCCGCCGUUAUUACUCGUGUGGUGGACAGUAUGACUGACAAUCUCAGGCCUACUCGUGCAGAGGCAACAGAUGUUGCUAAUGCAGUUCUUGAUGGUACUGAUGCCAUCCUUUUGGGCGCUGAGACUCUCAGAGGAUUAUAUCCUGUGGAGACUAUUUCAACUGUGGGCAAAAUUUGUGCAGAGGCAGAGAAGGUUUUUAACCAAGAUCUGUACUUUAAAAAAACUGUGAAAUAUGUUGGAGAACCCAUGUCACACUUGGAGUCUAUUGCUUCAUCUGCUGUGCGUGCUGCUAUUAAGGUCAAAGCCUCUGUUAUUAUUUGUUUCACUUCGUCUGGAAGGGCUGCAAGAUUAAUUGCCAAGUAUAGGCCAACUAUGCCAGUAUUGUCUGUUGUUAUCCCUCGGCUCAAAACAAACCAGCUGCGAUGGAGUUUCACUGGCGCUUUUGAAGCCAGACAAUCGCUCAUUGUUAGAGGCCUCUUUCCGAUGCUUGCUGAUCCUCGACAUCCUGCUGAGGCAACCAGUGCAACCAAUGAGUCAGUUUUGAAGGUUGCUCUCGAUCAUGGCAAGUCUUCUGGCGUGAUAAAGUCCCACGAUCGUGUUGUUGUUUGCCAGAAAGUUGGGGAUGCUUCAGUUGUCAAGAUUAUUGAGUUAGAGGAUUAAAUACAGCUUCUAUGUUACAAAUCCUAUUCCUCAGAACUGACAUCUCAUACUGUGUUCAUGUUCAGUGCCAGCUUCUUUAAACUCUAUCAAUUAUUUAUUUAAGCGUGUGGAGUUUGCUCCAGUCAAGAGCUAUCGUCUCUUGGACUGUUUGCUUAUGGAGUUUGGUCAGAAACUCCAAACUGGAUAUUUACUCAGUUCGUAUGUAUGGCAUCUGAUUUUGUUUUGAGUUAUAGCACUGUAGGCGGAUGCAGCCAUAGAAAGUUCAAACUAUGCCUGAAAUUGCUUUAAUAAUUCUCUGCUGUGUUGGAGUUGUUGUUCAGCCAUAUAUGGAACUGUUUCAAUGCCUGAAUUUACUGUACCACUGCUAAGUAUAGUAAUAUAAAUGUGCGACACAUCUUAGAACCUUCCUUUA